This is a messenger RNA of Nasonia vitripennis (jewel wasp), 1486 nucleotides long. Its product is annotated as 26S proteasome non-ATPase regulatory subunit 14-like. Gene Ontology annotation, molecular function: proteasome binding; protein binding; metallopeptidase activity. The record is from RefSeq and is a predicted model, not a curated record. The transcript has 5 exons. Gene Ontology annotation, biological process: protein deubiquitination; proteasome-mediated ubiquitin-dependent protein catabolic process. The coding region runs from base 381 to 1313 and encodes 310 amino acids. Gene Ontology annotation, cellular component: proteasome regulatory particle, lid subcomplex. Lineage: Eukaryota; Metazoa; Arthropoda; Insecta; Hymenoptera; Pteromalidae.
CAACGGGAGAAGAAGAAGCUCUCGUACAUAGUCUGUCGGUGCGCGGUGCAACUACGGUUAACAGGAAACGCGAGCGUGGUGUAUAUAGGCAGCGAGCGAAUGUAGAGACUGUAGCUAUUAGGUGUAUCUUUGCGAGUUGGGAACUAUAGAGAGCUGGUCGAAUUCGCGUGUGUGAAUCGCAAAGGGAAAGGGAAGGGGAAGAUCGUCGGUGUUGCCUGUGUUGGCGAUGUCAACAGACAGAACGAGGCCGAAGAUCAGCUUGAAAGCAGAAACAAUCUCGAGCCGCCAGUCUGAGUGUCCAGACGGUAGUGUCGUUUUGCAAGUAUCUUGGAGUGACGCAUCGGGCGAUAAUAAGCUAUUCGGAAGCUAAACCAACGAACAUGGCUAUGCUACUUCGGUCUGUAGGGUCAGGACGUAUUCCUCUUCCUUCUGUACCCAUCGCUGCACCUACUGUGGAUACAGCUGAACAGGUAUACAUUUCUUCCUUGGCAUUGUUGAAAAUGUUAAAACACGGCCGAGCUGGUGUACCAAUGGAAGUCAUGGGUCUUAUGCUUGGUGAAUUUGUUGAUGAUUACACGAUCCGAGUUUAUGAUGUCUUUGCCAUGCCACAGUCUGGAACUGGUGUAAGUGUGGAAGCAGUGGAUCCAGUGUUCCAAGCAGAAAUGUUGUAUAUGUUGAAACAAACUGGCAGACCAGAAAUGGUAGUAGGCUGGUACCACUCUCAUCCUGGAUUUGGAUGCUGGUUGUCUCGAGUUGAUAUCAACACACAGCAGUCAUUCGAAGCUCUCAGCAGUAGAGCAAUAGCUGUCGUAAUAGAUCCCAUUCAAUCGGUUAAGGGCAAAGUCGUCAUCGAUGCGUUUCGGUUAAUUAAUCCAAAUACGAUACUUCUUAGACAAGAGCCCAGGCAAGUAACCUCCAACUUGGGUCACCUUCAAGAGCCAUGCAUGCAAUCUCUUUGUCAUGGCCUGAAUCGACUUUAUUAUAGCAUCAACAUUAAUUAUCGCAAAAACGAACUUGAGCAGAAAAUGUUACUCAACUUGCACAAAAAGACAUGGAUGGAUGGCUUGACUCUUGAGAAUUAUUCAGAGCACUGUAAACUCAAUGAAAAUGUAGUCCAAGAAAUGCUUGACUCAACUAAAGCUUAUAAGAAGUCUCUUGAAGAUGAGGAAAACUUGACUAAAGAAGAGCUAGCAAUCAAGCAUGUUGGUAACCAAGAUCCAAAACGACAUUUGGAAGAGAAUAUCGAAAAGCUCAUGGUAUCAAACAUUGUUCAAUGCAUUAGAGCUAUUACUGAUACAAUUGUCUUUAAAUAACUAUCUAAUUUUUGUAUUAUCCAUUGAAAUCAAAUUUACAAACAUAAUUGUCUUUACAAAAUGAUUUUGGUCACAAAUCGUGCGAUUUUUAUUGCAUGUACCUUACCUGUUCCAGAAUUGACGUGUAUAUUACAUACAUUAUAAUAAAAUCUGAAAGAAAUUAUAAGUUUUAA